UCCGCUCACGAGCUUAACACUCGCCGUAUAUCCAAGAGAUUUGUGGACUUCAACUUGUUGUUGAUUGGCGAAAACGGAGUUGGCAAGAAAAGCUUCAUUAACACCUUGUGUGAGGAAGCUGUUUUCGACAUCACUGAUACCACCUCCUCAACGUCCGAGUUUCAUGUGGCGACCAACGAGGUGAUUAUACGCAAAGAAUAUCCGAUCCGCUUGACUGUUCACAGAACCGAAAAUUUCGGGGCUGAGUUGAAUAACUACUCAAGUUUCCAGAAGAUCGUCGAUUUCUUGGACGAGAAAUUAGAACAGAAACUCGCCGAAGAGUCAAAAAUCGCCCGCAGCCGGUGUACAAAGGAAGGGCUUAUCCAUUUGGUGGUGCUCCUCGUUGACCCCAUAAUGAAAGGGUUGAAACCUCUUGAGGUGGAGCUCAUUUCCAGAAUUCAGCACAAGUGUAAUUUGGUGGUGUGCGUGUCGAAAUGUGAUAUGCUCAACUAUCCUGAGUUACAGCAGCAGAAAUCGCUUAUUCAGCAGUCGGUGGCUACCAACAAGUUGAAGGUGUUCGACUUCAAGGCGUUUGUGGAUGAAGAAGAUGUAGACCUGGAACUCAAGGAAUAUUACCGGCAGAUCCAACAAAUGAUGCCGUUUUCGAUCAUCAACGCCAACGACUCAAGCCACGGUGUCCGCAACAAUAUUCACCACUCGGUUGAUGUCAACAAAUUUAGUGACUUCAACGUGGUUCGUGACGUGCUUUUCAACCUUGAUUUACAAGGAUUCAAAGAAUUAAGUGUUAACACCAUAUACGAGAUAUACAGAACUGAAAAGUUGUUACAAAAAUAG
Messenger RNA from Yamadazyma tenuis ATCC 10573, 834 nucleotides. It is a transcript of the gene SPR28, whose product is annotated as Spr28p. The record is from RefSeq and is a predicted model, not a curated record. Gene Ontology annotation, molecular function: molecular adaptor activity; GTP binding; GTPase activity. Lineage: Eukaryota; Fungi; Ascomycota; Pichiomycetes; Serinales; Debaryomycetaceae. Gene Ontology annotation, biological process: division septum assembly; protein localization to bud neck; cellular bud neck septin ring organization. Gene Ontology annotation, cellular component: septin ring; microtubule cytoskeleton; cytosol.